Molecule: messenger RNA, 1710 nt
Organism: Neoarthrinium moseri
Lineage: Eukaryota; Fungi; Ascomycota; Sordariomycetes; Amphisphaeriales; Apiosporaceae
Exons: 1
Coding region: 1-1710 (569 amino acids)
Biological process (GO): tetrahydrofolylpolyglutamate biosynthetic process
Cellular component (GO): mitochondrion; cytosol; cytoplasm
Molecular function (GO): ATP binding; tetrahydrofolylpolyglutamate synthase activity
Source: RefSeq, a predicted model, not a curated record
AUGAGAAUGAGCUCAAAGGUUUUCUAUGGUUCGACUGCUGCGAUCGGUGCUUUCCACUUAGCUGUCAGAAGAGCGACAUCGCACGCCAUCAUAAAUCCUCUCACGCUAUUGAAGUGUGGUCAGAAGCCUUCAUCAAGCAUGGCACGCACAUACGAUAGUGCGCUGUCGCAGCUUUCUGCGCUGCAGUCCAAUUUUGCCGUGCACUCCCUCUUUGGGCCUCCCGCUCUCAGCGCCUCAGAUGUCUCUCCAGGCAAAACCCAGGAUCUUAACGCCUUGGCCAUCCCAGAGAUGCUUGCCUGGCUUGGCAGAGCAGGUCUCGCAACGUCCGACUUAGCCAAGCUCAAGUGUAUCCACGUGGCCGGUACAAAGGGCAAGGGCUCUGUUUGCGCUUACCUGACGUCGAUUCUGACGCAGUCUCCUUUCCGAUCUGUAGCAGGGAGGGUGGGGACGUAUACCUCGCCACAUCUCGUCACAGUGCGCGAGCGCAUCAUGCUGGACGGCCAACCUAUCAGUCAAGAACUGUUCACCAAGUAUUUCUUUGAGGUCUGGGAUGCCUUCACCGCUUCAGCUCGAGCCGAGUUUCAUCGUCAGAAUGGCGAUAAACCAGCUGCCACAAAAUUAGAUACCGCUACCGAGGCCGAACUCCAGGGUCCGGCGACGAAGCCUUUCUAUUUCCGCUUCUUGACAAUUAUGGCAUUCCAUGUUUUCCUACGGGAAGGUGUGCGGAGUGCUGUCGUUGAGUGCGGCAUCGGCGGCGAGUAUGAUUCCACCAACGUACUCCCAGCGGCAGCAAUUACUGCCAGUGUGGUCACGCAGUUGGGCAUCGACCAUGUGGGAAUGCUGGGCGGCACUCUUCCGGAGAUCGCUUGGCAUAAAAUGGGCGUUGCCAAGCUAGGGCGAAAGUGCUUUACGCGAAACCUAAGAGGUGAGACGGGCGCGAGGACUAUGGAAGUCAUCAGGAAUCGAGCUCAAGAGAUUGGGGCUGAGCUGGUUGAGGUUGCCGACCAGGACGUGGAGACUUGGGGAGGCGUAAAAGCUGAAGGCAUUGGUGGCCUCGAAGGGUCGUUCCAGAAAUACAACCAGGCGCUUGCCGUGGCGGCAGCCAAUGAACAUCUUGCUCAACUCAAGGCACCAUUCACUACGUCGAAAGUUUUCGAUGAUCUACCGUCAGAGGUCAACCAGGGGCUGCAGCAUGCAAGACUUCGAGGCAGAUGUGAGACGAGGGAGGACGGCAACAUCACUUGGCUCAUCGACGGCGCACAUACUGCUGAAAGUCUACAGGAAGUUGCAAAAUGGUAUGCCUCGAAAAGAACGGCGACCCCGGGCAGCCAAAUGAUCUUGAUGUUCAACCAGCAGCAACGCGAGGCGGGAAGGCUACUACAGGUCCUGCUCAGUAGCAUCGCGGAGAAUGGUGCUUUGGGUUCCAAAAUCUUUGACAGAGCAGUGUUUACCAGAAAUGAGUUGGACACAAGAGCAGGCGAAGAACCAGAAAGAGAUCUAUCUGUUCAGAAGGCAGCCGCUGAGGCAUUCAAGGAGAUGUGCCCUGGGAAGGAGGCUGCCAUCUUUGAUAAUGUCACUGGAGCAGUGGAAUUUGCGGAAUCGACCGACACGCAAGAUGCACAUUCACAGAAGAAGAUGGUGCUCGUCACGGGAAGCUUACAUCUUGUAGGCGCUUUAUUGCGAAUCCUGGAGCCAGAAGCUCCGAUAUGA